AUGGAGCGAGCACUGGGGGAACCAGCGCUUGUGCUAUGCAGUGUCUGUCUAAACAGCGGGGAGCACGAAGGCCGCUGGUUACCGUUACGCUGUGGAGACGAUCAAGCAUUGCUGGGUAACUAUAGCUUACGCACGUGUCAUGGCUGCUGUAUGAACACGUUGCAGCUUUAUAAUGAAAAGCGCGAUAUUUGGUUCAUUCUUAAGGCUAACAAACACUCAGUUUAUGCGCAUGGUGUUGAGAGACGCAUCAAGACGCGAUCCUCAGUCUCUUUGGACGUGCCUAUGCGUGCGGCUAAGAAGAGGUCUAUAAGAAAUCGGCGAUUAGUGCAGCGCAAGUCCGGUCGCAACAUUAAACAGCAUGUGCAGCGGGAACAGAUGCUUGCGUAUGAGUGGAGCUUGGGCAAUUUGCCUUUAAAAAAGAGCAAACAUCUUUGGAAAGACAAUGAAAAGCGUGUCGUGAUGGAAAAUGACCCAACAUCCAAUUCUUCUUCAAAACUUGCUACAAAACAGUUGAAGAGGAAACAAGAUCGGGAUGUAAAAAACGUCAAUCCAGGACCAUUGGAAGUUUUCUGCGUCAUACUGGGUUGCACACGUUUUGCUAAGACGGGCUACUGUUGCCGCUUUCAUUCGUCGAAGCCACUCGUGUUUGAUAAGCCGAAUAUGGAAAGUUAA
This is a messenger RNA of Peronospora belbahrii, 672 nucleotides long. NCBI's taxonomy places the organism in Eukaryota, Oomycota, Peronosporomycetes, Peronosporales, Peronosporaceae. The record is from the annotation of a GenBank genome assembly.